Messenger RNA from Oldenlandia corymbosa var. corymbosa, 1688 nucleotides. The record is from the annotation of a GenBank genome assembly. Lineage: Eukaryota; Viridiplantae; Streptophyta; Magnoliopsida; Gentianales; Rubiaceae.
UUAACCCAGCUUCCAAGUCGCGAGUAAAAGUUGUAACGGUUCCCCCCUCGGCGCCAAACCAGAAACCAAUAUUCCCACCUCCCUAUCAUUUUCCGACAUCUUUCUCCUCACCGAAUGUAAAAUAAAUUCAACUCUAUCUACUGAAAAAAAAAAACAUAAAAUCCCAGAUUUUAGUAAUCCAUAAAACCCCUUCAGAAUCCCAAUUAUGGGAGUGGAUUACUACAACAUUCUGAAAGUUAAUCGGAAUGCAACCGACGAGGAUUUGAAGAAAGCCUACCGGCGGUUGGCAAUGAUAUGGCACCCCGAUAAGAAUUUAACCAGCAACAAGCAAGAAGCGGAGGCGAAAUUCAAGCAGAUUUCUGAAGCCUAUGACGUUUUGAGCGACCCACAGAAGCGGCAGAUCUAUGAUCUUUACGGCGAGGAGGCGCUGAAAUCCGGACAAGUUCCACCGCCUCCGCGCGGCGGUGGCCCUUAUGUUAAUCGGACCCACCAGCAGCAUCCAGACCCUUUUCAUAGGUUUAAUCCCAGAGACGCCCACGACAUAUACCGUGAGAUGUUUGGGAAAGAGAGUAAUGUUGGCGGUCCCGGCGGGACCAGUGAUAGGAGGGAUUCUGAUAGAAAUGGAUUCUUUUUUAGGAGUACUACUAUGGGUGGAAGUGGGAGUGGAGCUGGAAGUCAGUUUCCGGGCGCCGGAACCAGUAGUGGGUUGAGGAAGGCAGCUCCGGUGGAGAGAGUUCUUAUGUGUAGUUUGGAGGAUUUGUAUAAGGGGGCAAAGAAGAAGAUGAGGAUUUCGCGGACGAUACUGGAUGCGGCAGGUAAGUUGCGCAAUGUGGAGGAGUUCUUGAUCAUUGAUAUAUUGCCUGGAUGGAAGAAGGGGACAAAAAUUACGUUCCCUGAGAAGGGUAAUGAAGAACCUGGUGUCAUUCCGGCAGACCUUGUUUUUGUGGUUGAUGAAAAACCUCAUCCUGUUUUUACGAGGGAUGGUAAUGACCUAAUUGUGAAACAGGAGAUAUCUCUUCUGGAGUCCCUUACUGGAAAGAUUAUCGAACUGACAUCACUGGAUGGUAGGAAUCUCUCGAUUCCGUUAACACAAAUCGUGAAACCAGGACACGAGAUGAUUGUACCAAAUGAAGGAAUGCCAAUUUCGAAAGACCCAACGAAAAAGGGACAUCUGAAUAUUAAGAUUGAUGUUAGGUAUCCAUCAAGGCUUACUGAAGGACAAAAAUCUGAUCUGAGGAGAGUGUUGGGUUCAAGCUCAUGACGUUCGGUGUGGACAGAUUAAUCUGGAAAGACAUAAUGUGGUAGAUAUGACAGUUUCUGAUGUACAUACAGUACAGACAUGCGAAGAAAGGAAUAGAAGGAGAAAUUUUUUGCAGUGCAGACCAAGGCAAUAGCUUUCGUAUAGUAAACUAAACUUGCACCCAAUUAGAAAUCUUCAGAUUAGACUUUCUUCAUAUUUGUAGCUCAUAUUGAGCUAGCUCCCUUGUUUGAUGCAGAAAAACUAAUCUGGUGUAGUAGUGUUGCAUGGAAAACUCUUCUUAAACAGCAGUAGGAGAACCUUUUUUGAGAUUUUGGAUUACAAAGUGUUGUUGCUUUCGGGGUUUGUCUGCCUUCUUUAACAGUGUUUAUGGAUAGCAUAACAACUGCUAUAUUUAUCUUCUUUCUCAUUUUCUUUUUUUAAUACUCCC